Molecule: messenger RNA, 1776 nt
Organism: Colletotrichum higginsianum IMI 349063
Lineage: Eukaryota; Fungi; Ascomycota; Sordariomycetes; Glomerellales; Glomerellaceae
Exons: 3
Coding region: 1-1776 (591 amino acids)
Source: RefSeq, a predicted model, not a curated record
AUGCUGUUUGUCAGGUCGGUCAAGGCCAUUGCGGCCUUGAUUGCGUUGCCACUCUUUGCUCAAGGACAAGCCGUCCGGUUCAACAACCCCGAAGGAGUGGAUAUCUGGUGCGGCAAGGCCUACCGUUCUACACCCGGAAUCGUUCGACUCAUCGCGGGCUACAGAGACUCCUCCUUCGACCCAGGCGGUUGGUUCUCUGAGCCAGCCAUCUCCGACGUUCCGCUCCUGCGACUGAAAGUGCGGCCGCGCCUGAGCAUUUAUCUCGAAACGGACGCCACAGCGAAUCUUCUCAUCGAUGCCGUUGUUUCGAACCAGGUCGGCUCGCCACUUCCCGCCGGCUUCGGCCACAACAACUCCUCGGUUGCGGCAUUGAAGCCACUGGCUAUCGAGAUUCUUCUCGGAGACAAUGUGCUCGCAACGGAACACGUCUCUCUCGGGUCGCGGGACAACGAGGUGGCUCUUGCAGUGGGCUCCCUGACUCCCCGAAUGGAGGCCUACAACAUCACUGUCCGUACGACGAUAGACUCGACACACGUCUACGAGGACUGGACCGAGUUCUCUUACCUUCCGUACCCCGAAGAUUACGGCAGUGUGGCCCGCAUAGACAACCUCCAUGGCGGGCUUCUAGCGCAGAGAGGCAAAGACGCGCCGUGGGAUCUCAUCUUUGCGUACACUUACUACACGCAAUGGACCCUCUACUGGAAUGACAGCGUCGACACACUCAACGAGUUCGCGGCUAUGGGGUACAACGUCAUCCACAUCGUGCCCACGGGGAGCCUCGGCGAGAUCCCCUUCCCCUGGGACGAGUUCGAGCCGUAUCUCCAGCGCGCCGACGAGCUCGGCCUCUACCUCCGCUACGACGUCCUCUGGACGUGGCCCAACCUCACAAACAUGGUCGACCAGGUCACCCGCCUGCGCACGCACCCGUCCAUCCUGCUGUGGUACCAGAGCGACGAGGCCGACGGCAAGGCGAACCCGGCCAACUCGACGGGCAUCGCGUACGAGCAGAUCCGGGCCCUCGACCCGUACCACCCCGUCUCCCUCGCCCUCAACUGCUGGGACUUCCACUACGCCGAGUACGCCGCGGGCGCCGACAUCGUCAUGAGCGACGUGUACCCCGUGGCCAUCAACGCGACCUUCUCGACCGUCUACGGCACCGAGUGCAACGCGACGUACGGCUGCUGCGGGUGCGACGACUGCGAGGGCCGGUUCGAGGACAUCCCCGCGCGUCUGGACGAGUUCCACCGCCGCGACGAGAUCCUGGGGUGGCAGAAGACGCAGUGGUUCGCGCCGCAGGCCUUCGGCAACGAGACGUUCUGGGCGCGGUACCCGACGGCGGACGAGGAGGUCGUCAUGACGGUCGUGGCGGUGAACCAUGGGGCCAAGGGCAUCGUGAUGUGGAACUACCCGGCCACGGACGAGCUGGAGGGCCUGACGAGCCGGCUGGCCGGGGUGUUUACGGACGAGACGGCGGUCGGGCUCUUGCUGGGGGCCGGGAGGACGCAGGACCUGGCCGUCCAAGGGGCCAAGAGGGUCGAUGCCGCCGUGUGGGCGGACGCGGGAAAGGGGCGGGCGCUGAUCAGUGUCGUGAACCUCAACUACGAGGAGAUCCGGGGCGAGAUCCGAGUCGUUCUGCCGGAGGGCGUCGGGGUCGGCAAGGUCGUCGAGGUCCUCUGGGGAGAUGUGGCCUGGGAGCUGGGUGACGGCGGCGGUUUGGUCGCAACAGACGGGUUGCUGGGGCUGCAGACGUCCAUCAUCAUUGCCGAGCUGUCGUGA